Molecule: messenger RNA, 1869 nt
Organism: Saprolegnia parasitica CBS 223.65
Lineage: Eukaryota; Oomycota; Saprolegniomycetes; Saprolegniales; Saprolegniaceae
Exons: 6
Coding region: 1-1869 (622 amino acids)
Biological process (GO): transmembrane transport
Cellular component (GO): membrane
Molecular function (GO): transmembrane transporter activity
Source: RefSeq, a predicted model, not a curated record
AUGAGCGACCAGCACCUCUCGGUGCUUGACGGUGGCAUCUGCGUUGCGUACCUCGUGUCGGUGCUGGUCGUCGGCGCCGCGGCCACGUACGCGUCCCGGCGCAAGGACGAGACAAUCAACGACUACUACCUCGGCGGGCGCCGGCUGCCGUGGUGGGCGCUCGCGAUCGCCGACGUGUCGAGCUACAUUGACAUUGCGGGCACGAUGAUCAACACGGCCUUGAUCUACGCGCUCGGCGUGCGGGGCAUGUACAUUGAGGUACGCGGUGGGCUCUGUCUCUUCCUCGCCUUCCAGCUCGCGUUCACGGGCAAGCUCGUGCGCCGCUGCCCCGUGCGCACCAAAGGCGAAUGGAUCUUGUACCGAUUCGGCGACUCACUCUCGGGCCAAGUCGCGCGGACGCUCAUCGCCAUCGUCUCGCUCCUCGGCGGCGUCAUGGGCACCACGUACUUUGCGAUCGGAGGCGGCAAGUUUGUCACGGAAUUCGUGCCACUCCCGUCGUGGCUUAACCUCCCGCCCGAGUUCUGGGCUGCGGGCGGCCUCAUGCUCGUCGCGGUCGCCUACACGAUCAUCGCUGGCUUCACCUCCAUGGUGCUCACGGACGUGUACCAGUCGGUCUUCAUCUUUGGGUCGUUCCUCCUCGUCUCGAUCCUCGGGCUGCAAGUGUCUUUGCCGGCGACAUUUCACGUCUACCUUCCCACGAACGCCACUUCAACGUUCCUCAACUACACGGUCACGCGCGAAGCGUGGGCGUCGGCGCUCGGGGCCAUGGACCUUCAUCUGCCGGCCGGAUCGACCUUCAGUAUGUACAAUACCUUCACGCCCAUCGUCUUGCUCUACCUGAGUCUGCUCUGCUUUCGGUCGGCGUCGGGCCCCGGCGGCGGCGGCCUCCAAACCGUGCUCGCGACCAAGACGGAGCGCGAAGUGCGGUCGCAGACCUUUCUGGCGAUGGUGCUGCUCCUCCUUCGGUGGGACUUCACGGGCGCGGUCUGUGUCCUCGCCAUCUCGUACUCGGCGGACCAUCCGCACGUGAUCAUCGACCCCGAGCGAGUCGUGCCGUUUGUGCUUGCGAACGUGCUGCCGUCGGGUCUCCAAGGCGUCGUCCUUGCAUCGCUUCUCGCCGCCGCCUUGACCACGUUCGACUCGACGAUCAACAGCGCAUCGUCCUACUGGACGAUCGACAUUUACCAAGCCUUGCUGCGCCCGGACGCUUCGACGAACGAGCUAUUGUGGCACGCCCGCUUGGCAACGAUGUGCGUGCUUCUCGCUGGAUGGGGCGCGUCGCUGUACAUCCACACGAUCAACCGCAUCUGGGGGUUUAUGGUGGUCGCCUUGAGUGGUGGCAUGGUCGUCCCCAACUUUCUCGGCUGGUACUGGGCGCGCUUCAACGCCGUCGGCUACGCGUCUGGCAUGCUCUCCGGUGUCAUCACCGCCGUCGUCGUCUUCUUUGGAUUCCCACACGUGGCCGAGUACGAGUGCUUUCUCUGGUCGUCGAGUAUCUCGGGCGUCGUGGCCUUGAUCGCCUGCCUCGCAACGCCACCGACCAACGCACGGACACUUCGCAUCUUUUACAAGAACGUGCGUCCGCCUGGCUUGUGGACCAAGCUCGCCGAAACGUGCUUGGAGGAGGACGAGCGCCAGCGCACAACCAAAGAAAACCGACUAGAUCUCGCGUGCACGGGACUCAUUUUGUUUGCGCAAAUCGCCACGUAUGUGCUUGCGGUCAGCGUCGUCGUCAAGGCGUGGGCUCAGUGCCUCGUGCUCCUCGGGUGCCUGAGCCUUGUCGCACCACUCAUCUACACGCAGUGGUUUCUCAAGCUCGACACGACUCUCUCGCCCACCCGUGAGCGUCUCCUGCAUCAAGGCGACUAG